AUGUCGUCUCGGUACGGCUGGUCCACGAAUCGGGACCAGAUAUCCCCCUAUUCAUCCACUCUGAGCGGCGUACCCCACGUCACGGACGAAGACUUUAGCUACAUCACCACCGAAGACCUCCAAUCCACCUCGCUAGGAUCCUCCGUCCCCACGAGAACCUACGCUCACUCACCCCGACCCCGCGGCAGCGCCGUCCCCGAAGACGACGUGCUCCUCAUUAAGAACAAGGGCGUCACCUAUCCCGCCCACUUCCCUGCCUAUGCCAUUGGCGAUGGCAAGCUGCGCGUUCGCGACGUCCGGGACCGUGUCGGCGUCAUGCUGGAGCUGUCAGACCGCCGCGUACGCCGCACCAAGCUCCUCUACAAGGGCCGCCAGCUGAAGGAGCCGGCCGCGCCCGUCCGGGACUACGGGGUCAAGAACAACAGCGAGGUCCUGGUGGUACUGCCGGACGGCGACGUCGAUGCCGAGAGCAGCGACGCCUCGAACGAGGAGAUGGUCGUCGUGGCCAGCGACGGCGCCAGUGCCGUCGGCAGCACCGGCGGCACCGACGACGGAAAGAAGCGCCGCGGCAAGAAGAAGGGUCGCAAGUCUAAGAAGCGCAGCAGUAACACGAGCCCGCGGGACAGCGCCUCAAAUCUCGGCGUGCCGACCGGCCAGGAGAGCCACCGACCGUCGUCCCCCAACAGCCAGGCCGCCGCUGGCCCUCACGCUAAGCUCGAGGCCAUUGCUGCCAAGUUCAACGCGGACCUUCGCCAGCCCUGCGAGGACUUCAUUGCCGCGCCUCCGACGGACGCCAAGAAGAGGGUCGAAGAGCACCGCAAGCUGUCCGAGACGACGAUGCAGCACGUUCUCCUGAAGCUCGACGAGGUCGAGACGGCAGGCGAUCCGGAUGCUAGAGCCACGAGGAAGGCUCUCGUCCAGGACGUGCAGGACGUGCUGAGGCGUCUUGAUGCACGUGCCGAGGCGUCGUGA
This is a messenger RNA of Colletotrichum graminicola M1.001, 972 nucleotides long. RefSeq names its product BAG domain-containing protein. The transcript has a single exon. The coding region runs from base 1 to 972 and encodes 323 amino acids. The record is from RefSeq and is a predicted model, not a curated record. Gene Ontology annotation, molecular function: protein-folding chaperone binding. NCBI's taxonomy places the organism in Eukaryota, Fungi, Ascomycota, Sordariomycetes, Glomerellales, Glomerellaceae.